Molecule: messenger RNA, 1717 nt
Organism: Ochotona princeps (American pika)
Lineage: Eukaryota; Metazoa; Chordata; Mammalia; Lagomorpha; Ochotonidae
Gene: RBM17
Product: RNA binding motif protein 17
Exons: 12
Coding region: 189-1406 (405 amino acids)
Biological process (GO): mRNA cis splicing, via spliceosome; alternative mRNA splicing, via spliceosome
Cellular component (GO): precatalytic spliceosome
Molecular function (GO): RNA binding
Source: RefSeq, a predicted model, not a curated record
GCGCCUUCCCGUCGGCCCCCGCUCCCGACCCCGCGCCGCGGAGCGCCCAGCGUCUUGGGCUGCGGGUGGGCGGCCGCGGUGGUGGGCUCGCGGCUGCAGGCGUCCUCGGAGUGCGGCCCGGCUCCGCGCUGCCCCCGGGGCGGCUCAUGGGCAGAGUCGGCGCGGCCGGCUGGCACUAAACUGAAAAGAUGUCCUUGUAUGAUGAUCUAGGAGUGGAGACCAGUGACUCAAAAACAGAGGGCUGGUCCAAAAACUUCAAACUCCUGCAGUCUCAGCUUCAGGUGAAGAAGGCCGCUCUCACGCAAGCAAAGAGCCAAAGGACGAAACAAAGUACGGUGCUUGCCCCAGUCAUUGACCUAAAGCGAGGCGGCUCCUCGGACGAUCGACAGAUUGUGGACACACCUCCACAUGUAGCAGCUGGACUGAAGGACCCUGUUCCCAGUGGCUUUUCUGCAGGGGAAGUUCUGAUUCCCUUAGCUGAUGAAUAUGAUCCUAUGUUUCCUAAUGAUUAUGAGAAAGUAGUGAAGCGCCAGAGAGAAGAACGACAGAGACAGCGGGAGCUGGAAAGGCAGAAGGAAAUAGAAGAGAGGGAGAAGAGACGUAAAGAUAGACAUGAAGCUAGUGGGUUUUCAAGGAGACCUGACCCAGAUUCUGAUGAGGAUGAAGAUUAUGAGCGAGAAAGGAGGAAAAGAAGUAUGGGCGGAGCUGCCAUUGCCCCACCUACUUCUCUUGUAGAGAAAGACAAAGAGUUGCCCCGAGAUUUUCCGUAUGAAGAAGACUCCAGACCUCGGUCCCAGUCUUCCAAAGCAGCCGUUCCUCCCCCCGUGUACGAGGACCAGGACAGACCGAGGUCUCCGACGGGGCCUAGCAACUCCUUCCUUGCUAACAUGGGUGGCACAGUAGCACAUAAGAUCAUGCAGAAGUAUGGCUUCCGAGAAGGCCAGGGUCUGGGAAAGCAUGAGCAGGGGCUGAGUACCGCAUUGUCAGUGGAGAAGACCAGCAAGCGGGGCGGCAAAAUCAUUGUGGGUGAUGCCAUGGAGAAGGGUGAAGCCCAGGAUGCAUCCAAGAAGUCGGAUUCAAAUCCAUUAACUGAAAUACUUAAGUGUCCUACUAAAGUCGUCCUACUAAGGAACAUGGUUGGUGCAGGAGAGGUAGAUGAAGACUUGGAAGUUGAGACCAAGGAAGAAUGUGAAAAAUAUGGCAAAGUUGGAAAAUGUGUGAUAUUUGAAAUUCCUGGUGCUCCUGAUGAUGAAGCAGUACGAAUAUUUUUGGAAUUUGAGAGAGUUGAGUCUGCAAUUAAAGCUGUUGUUGAUCUGAAUGGGAGGUAUUUUGGUGGACGUGUGGUAAAAGCAUGCUUCUACAAUUUGGAUAAAUUUAGGGUGUUGGAUUUGGCAGAACAAGUUUGACUUUACAACUGGAGCACAGGUCGUCUCCAGGAUGACUGUCGUCCAUUGAAUGAACUGCAGACUGAGCAGAGGAGAAGGAGUGACAGAAGCCUCCAUGUUGAGUAGAGACUCUUGGAAGGACUUCCUAAGAUAUAUGUUGGUUAUCCCUUUUUUAUUUUGUGGUUUUUUUAAUAUAGUAUAAAAAUCCUUUAAAAAAAAAAAACACAACAAUCCGUGUGCCUCUCUGUUUCUCUUUUUUAUUUAUUAUUACUUCUGAGGUGAUUACUUUUUCCUAGAUUUCAUGAUAAUUCUCGAGCGCUUUGAUGAUGCAG